AUGUCGUUCCUUGCACCGUACACGAAUGCCAUGAGGCUUGGACAAGGCUUUAACUCAUACACACAAGAAAUCUGCAUUGAAAACGCCGUCCUCAUCGAGCCCGCCAGAAAGGCCCGCCUCAGCAGCAGCUCCAUCGCCGCCCGACGUUCUAGCCAGCCAGCCAUUUCCCAUUCACCGCUGCACCCAGGAUCCGCCGACACGACACUAAACCCAAAAAGCAGCACCGAAUCACUAGCAUCAGAUGCCUCCCACUCAGUGGCCAUGGUGCGAAAGGUCUCGAGUUCAUCUGCACCCGGAAACUACGCCACCGGUCCCAACACCCUCUCCGUCCCCGCAACAACGGUCCGCCCAGCCGAACUGACCCCGCCACACAAGAACGUCGUUCAAAUCGUCACCUACUCCUCGCGCAUGGUGGACAACGUGUCCGACAUAGUGCAAGCGCUCAACAUCUCGUCGAGCGCGUCGAUCAAAUACGGCACCAUCAAGGGCUCCGGCAGCGCCUCCGUCGUCAACGAGAACAAGGUCAACCAGUCCGACCUCAACUACAUCGUCACCGUCAAAGUGACCAACGAGACCUCCCCCGUCGCCGACAAGAUGACCUUCAACCCGAUCCCGGAGAUGGACAACACCAAAUUCACCGACGUCUUCGGCGACUGCUUCAUCAGCGGCUUCACCGAAGGCGGCGAGUUCAGCGCCAUCGUCAGCAUCAAGGUGAGCGACAAGUCGAAGGUCUCCGCCGUCAAGGCCGCCGCCGAGGCCGAAAUCGCCAUCGCGGCCGCGCCCGGCCUGUCCGUCGGGACGAAGAACGGCCUCGACAAGGGCAAGAGCGACGUCUGGGACGACACCGAGACCACCAUCUCCGUCAACUGGGCCGGCGGCGGGGACCUGAAGCCCGCGGACGAGAAGUGGGACCUGGCGACCGUGGUCGACGUGGCGACGCGGUUCCCGCACCUGGUGCAGACGUGCGCGCAGCGGACCUCGGCCGUCCUGACGCGGUACACGAGCCUGCGGAGCUUCAACGAGGCCGACGCGCGCAACCCGGCGGGGGACCGGUUCCGCAUCCUCGACUACGACCUCUGCUCGCUGUACACGCAGGAUCUCUUCAGCGCCUUCCUCGCCUACAAGGACAUCUGGGCCGAGCUGUCCGAGAUGAUGAAGAACCCGGACCGCUACCGCGAGCGGGACCCGGGCACCGAUGUCCCGGACCCGAUCACGUUGACGCCGCGGAGCUUGAACGAGGCGAGGCUGCUGGCGCGCAAAGGGCUCACUCAGAUCACGGACGUGACCAAGGACCUAAUCUACAACCCGUCAUUGGCCGAUUUGGACGGGAACGGGAACCAAAGACCAGUGCCAUACGCCUGGCCCGGGGAGAUUAGGAAAAGGAUGCCGAUCCGACACCACGGCCUCACGAUCCGCGAGCAAGCCGACCUCGUGCGCCGCGACACCAACUACGGCCUCCUCACCGCGCAAGAAGUGUCCAAGAUCGGGCAGUGGGCCCGGGACGAGGACCUCGAAUUCGCGCCCCUGAUCGGCGACCGCCUGCCCGUGCCGACCUCCUGGCUGCACCGGCGCCGAGACAGCCUCUUCUGCACGCUGGACCAGGAGCGGAGCGCCAAGACGCUCGACCGCCUCACCCGCCUGCGCUUCCACGCGCACGAGUGCCGCUCCGUCAACUGGCUCGCCGUCAUCGGCCGGCAGACGCACUCGAAGCGAUGCCAGGGGCGCCUCUCCUCCAUCGGCUUCAGCACCGACGGCGAGAGCCCCGCGACGGCGCGCGACGACGGCACGCACCACGGCGUCGGCGGCCGGGCGAGCGCGAACCCGGCCUUCUGGUCGCAGCCGCUCGCGGACCUCGAGCGCGCCGCGGCGAGCAAGGUCCGCGUCGAGUACGAGCAAGGGUCCGGCUGCCUGGCGGCGCUCAUCGUGCUGGACGCGCACGGGCAGGAACUGACGAGCUGGAAGGAGUACGGGCAGGGGAAGGUGAGCAUGCCGGCGGGGCUCAAGAGCGUGGAGCAGGAGGCGCCGGACGAGAGGAGCGGCUGGGUCCUGGCCGGGUUCUGGGGACAUGACGAUUCGGUGGUGAUUACGAGUGUGGGGGCGAUUUGGCGGAAGGCUUGA
Messenger RNA from Letharia columbiana, 2118 nucleotides. RefSeq lists its product as uncharacterized. NCBI's taxonomy places the organism in Eukaryota, Fungi, Ascomycota, Lecanoromycetes, Lecanorales, Parmeliaceae. Bases 1 to 2118 code for a protein of 705 amino acids. The transcript has 3 exons. The record is from RefSeq and is a predicted model, not a curated record.